Messenger RNA from Bemisia tabaci, 1958 nucleotides. The record is from RefSeq and is a predicted model, not a curated record. Lineage: Eukaryota; Metazoa; Arthropoda; Insecta; Hemiptera; Aleyrodidae.
GAAAGUUUCUGUUAUAAGUGAAACAUUUGUGAGACAGUUCCGUUCCUUCAACAGUUGCGCCAACUUCCUUCAACAGUUGCGCCGUGGAGACAAGGCCUUAGGAGUUUAGCAAACUGUUAUCUGAUUUUCAAAUAUAUAUUCGACGAGUUUUGAAGUUUAUCGCUGUCCCGAAUCCGGUCGCUAUCUUUGUGAGAGGAUGUUUGACGGAAAUCGCGUACACAUGUUUCUGCCGAUGCAAUCCUCCCCUAAUCCUAACUUAAGAGGAAACUUUUUCAUUUUAACAUUAUGGUUUUAAUUCCUGCCGUUUGUUCGAUAAGCAUCCUAAUCAUGCAGUGUUCGGAGUGGGCUGUGAACAUACUGGAUAUUUUCUUCACUUUCGCGAUUCAAUCCGAAUCCAUCCAAGCGUUCCUAGGUCCCGUGAUUCCAUCCAUGUUCCACUCGGGGUGAUGCAUCCAAGCGUUCUUGGAACUCGGAGUGAUUGACUCAUGACGUCAUUACUUUUUCAUCCACUUGCAUCCGAUCAACCCACCUCGGGAGAUGGAUUUACGCGUGACUCGCGGUGACUAACCUCAAAAAGUUCAUCUCAUCGUUAGAAUUCCGCCAUAAUUGUCAGCAUUACUUCCAGUGGUCAAAAUGUUGAAAGUCCAAACCACUAUAGGGGUGGAAAUUCAAUGGAAAAUUGUCGAACAUGAACUGUUCACAAAAUUAAAAAAUUCUCCUGAGCUGCAGAAGCAGUAUGCUAUCCAGCUAGUCUGCGAAAAUGUUAAAAGUGGAGCCCUUAAACCGUGUACCCUUGUUGGGUGGGAGCUUGCAGAAAGUUUGGAAGGCUCUUCACAACAAGUUGAAGAAGGUGUAAGGCAGCCUACAGGUUCCCCGGAUUCCGCUUCUACCGGAAUGGAAGUUGGUGAGUUUUCAGGCGAGCUUUCGACUCCUGUUCUGACAGAUGUAACUGGUAAUGAGAAUAUUCCUGACAAUAAUGUCCUUUGGAGUUGGGCUCCAACAAAGCUGCUCAUCAAUAUAAGACUGUCCAUGGACCCAGAUUUCGUGCGGCCUAAGUGCAGUAAGAAAGCGCUGUGGAACAGAGUCUCCGCCAAAAUGAAAGAAAAAGGUUACACUUUCACAGAUAAGGAUUGCAAAGAAAAAUUUAAAAAUUUAUAUGCUACCUACAGGCGAAAUGCGGCAAAAGCCGGCCCGAACGGGACUGGGGAAGAAGCGAUCAAAUGGCCGCAUUAUCAGGAAUUUAAGGAAGUUUUCCAUAAAAAAGCCAAAAUCAACAUCCCCCCCCAAUUAUUGGGCUCUUCCAUGAACCCAGAUAGUAUCUCGACUGAUAUUUGCUCUGAAAAAGUGAGUGAGGAUUGUUCAGAUGUAGAUGACCCUGAGCCUAAUGCUUCAACUUCAAAACAAAAGGGGAAGAAAAAACGGGUCAUUAUGACUUCCAAAGUUUAUUACUCGGAAAAAUUAGCAUUGGAAAAGCGAAAGCUAGAGGCCAAAAAAGAGCGAGAUGAAGCGAGGGAGCAAAUGAAAAAAGAAUACAGAGAAAAGAAAUUAGAGCUCUUGGAAAAGCUUGUCCGUAACAAAACAGGCGACUCAUCGUAAAUCUUCCUUACUUUGGUUUUGACAAUUUCUUCAUUCUUUCUCAAUUUUUCUACCAUUUUUUGGUGCUACUUCAGGCAUUUUUCUUUUUUAAACUUUAAAUAAGUUGUUUCUUGGCGGAAUGUUCCGGUUCUCUUAUAAGCUUGUCUGUGAAAAAUUAAUGGACUUCAUUUAGCUAUGGAGACUCUCUCAGGCGAGGAGACGCCAAGCAACUAUUUAUUGAUCGCAAUAUCAAUCAAAAAUGGAUGGGACUCAGGAAGCAUUCUAAUAUUUUGAAAAAUUCGAAAAACCCUGCCUAAAGGAGUGGUAUCAGUGAAAGAUUCAUGCAAAAAGACACGUUGAGUGACUCGCAAAUCAAUCGAAAA